GUACCUUGCGGUCUAGGUAUGAAGCUCAACACCGCCAUCGGUACCGCUGCAUCCCUCAGCCGGCUUCGGCCGCGCCUCGGUCCGUCGAUAACCGCCCCGUCGGCGAUACAGUGGACGUGCGCAUCGUGUCGGAGCCAGUCGACGGCUGCGGCCGGCCGCGCGCCUGUAGGUUUUGUGAUUGGGAACGGUGGCCGUCGGACUGUUGCGUCCUCGAUUCGGAGCAUUGCGAGCUCGAGAUAUUUUAGACAUGCCUCAACAACAAGCCAGUCGCAGUGGCAGUCGGACUACCACCAGCACCAACAAAAACAAGGAGGCUCAAGGCGGCCGAGAGGUAGCGGCGCAUUGCUGCUGGCAACCACCGGUGGUGCGGCCAGUGUUGGUAUUCUGGCCUUUACGGACGAUAUCAAGGCCGGCUACGAGACGGUCGAGCGGUGUGGCCGUGUUGCGGCGGCUCUGGCCCUCUGCAUUAAUGACUACCGAUCAACAUUGAAGAAGCGCGACGAGCUGCAGGAUGCCGACGAGCAGGAGAAGCUGCUGAGUGAGUGCCACAAAAGGUGUGCGGUCCGGACGCUCAAGGUUCUGGAGAAGAAUGGCGGAAUUUUCAUCAAGCUUGGCCAACACCUGAGCGCCAUGAACUACCUCCUCCCGGUCGAGUGGACGACUACGUUCAUUCCCCUACAAGACCGCUGUCCCGUCAGCUCGUUCGAUUCCAUCCAGGCCAUGUACCUCGCCGACACCGGAAACCAGCUUUGGGACGACUUUUCAGACUUUAGCCCAGAGCCCAUCGGCGCCGCCUCCCUGGCCCAAGUUCACCUCGCGACCCUCAAAGCCGACGGCCGUCGGGUCGCCGUCAAGGUCCAGCACCCAGGCCUGGCCCAAUGGGCACCCCUCGACCUCGCCCUGACCAGGUACACCUUUCAGACGCUGAAGCGAUUCUUCCCCGAGUACGACCUGAGCUGGCUCUCGGACGAGAUGGACCUGUCGCUGCCGCAGGAGCUCGACUUCCGGCAGGAGGCGCACAACGCGAACCGCACGCGCGAGUACUUUUCCGCGCACCCGGAGCUGCCCCUCGUCAUCCCCGAGGUCAUCCGGGCCGACCGGCGCAUCCUCGUCAUGGCCAACGAGUCGGGCCACCGCCUGGAUGACCUCGAGUACCUCGACGGGCAGGGCAUCGACCGCGACGAGGUCUCGGCGGCGCUGGCGCGCAUCUUCAACGAGAUGAUCUUUGGCGACGGCGCACCGCUGCACUGCGACCCGCACGGCGGCAACAUUGCCAUCCGGAAGAGGGAGGGCAGAGGACGAGGGCUCGGCGGCUGGGGCGGAGGCAGCAACUUCGAGGUCAUACUCUACGACCACGGCCUGUACCGCGACAUACCGCUGGACCUGCGGCGGUCGUACGCCAAGAUGUGGCUGGCCGUGGUGGAGGGCGACAUGGACCGGAUGCGCAAGUACGCGCACGAGGUGGCGGGCGUGACGGACGAGUCGUUCCCGCUGUUCGCGUCGGCCAUCACGGGGCGCGACUUUGGCGUCCUCGCGUCGUCGUCGUCGUCGUCGGGCGGCGACGGCUCCGUGCUCCUGGCCCCGCGCUCCCUCGACGAGAAGCAGACCAUGGGCAGCGCGCUGCAGGGCGGCCUGCUGGCCGACCUCGUCCAGCUGCUGGGCCGCGUGCCCCGCAUCAUCCUCCUCAUCCUCAAGACCAACGACCUCACCCGCAGCCUCGACGAGAACCUGCACACCCGACAGGGGCCCGUCAGGUCCUUCCUGAUCCUGGCCAGGUACUGCACGCGGACCGUGUUCCUCGAGCGGCUGGAGGCCCUGCGCGAGCGCGGGUCCCUCUUCUCGCCCCGCAACGCCCUCGGCCUGCUCGCCGCCUGGGUCGGGUACUUGAAGGUCGAGGUGCAGCUCGAGGCGUUUGAGAUGUGGCUGUCGGUCAAGAGGUGCGUCGUCAGCCCGGUUUUGGAGCUGGUGAGGAGGAGUAGAAGGGGGGAGGGGGCGGUUGCGGCCUUAUAG
Pyricularia pennisetigena is the source of this 2010-nucleotide messenger RNA. RefSeq lists its product as uncharacterized. The transcript is spliced from 3 exons. The record is from RefSeq and is a predicted model, not a curated record. Gene Ontology annotation, cellular component: mitochondrial inner membrane. Gene Ontology annotation, biological process: lipid homeostasis; mitochondrion organization. Lineage: Eukaryota; Fungi; Ascomycota; Sordariomycetes; Magnaporthales; Pyriculariaceae. Bases 19 to 2010 code for a protein of 663 amino acids.